GAAAAUCGUCGUUUGUCCCUCACCAAUUCUGUCUUCCCAUUUGCCUUUUUCUCUAUCUUCUCUAUUAUCAUAUCUUCUAUUUAAACGAGCGCAUCUGUCAGUUGUAAACUAUUAUCUCUUUCCCUUUACACUUCCGUAUUUGGGUCUCGAUCGUCCAGUUUUUUGAAGUGUCAUCUUCAACACAACCUUCAAAAGUCGAAAGCUAUCAAAAUGUUCGCGCAGAUACUCCGUCAGAUUAUUUUCUUCAAUCUAAUUGUCACAAUCGUCUCGUCAAUGAGUCUUCUCGAUGCCUACAGAUCUGAGAAAUUGACGCGACGUCGGAUAGGAAUGCAAAACACUGAUUUCCGUCCGAUUCUUCAUUUGCGCGGAGAAGAUGAUUGGCAAAAACAAAUCAAUGACAACUUCUCGCCCAACCAGUUCAUGGAUGAGAACGGUAUUGUAUAUGAUAUGGAUCCCACGAUCAACGACAGAAUUUCCACGUUUUUCAAUAGUCAGAGAAUCACCAGCAGUAGAUUUGGAAGGAAGAAGAGAAGCUUGAUGUUCCCGAGACUUUUUGUGUAAUCCAACUUAAAACUAUCUUGUUCGCAUUUUUUUUCAUAUAUCCGUUUCCUUCAUUUUUCAUAGCGUACUCUCGAUUUGACAUGUUCUCUCUAGUGAUGUGUUACGGGUAUUUCCUGAUGUACAUCUAAUCAACAUGCUAAGUCAGUCACACUCAAACAAAUAUACCACCUCUGAUCUCAUAAAAAUGAUUUUUCUUUCCAUGAUGUAUUUUUUUUCUUUUUUUAAAAUCAAAUAUACAUAAUAAAUAAUCACUUUUUUAUUAAGAAAAACUUAAACUUGAAUAAAUUAUUCAUAUCAUAUUG
Messenger RNA from Caenorhabditis elegans, 863 nucleotides. Its product is annotated as Neuropeptide-Like Protein. The record is from RefSeq and is marked reviewed. NCBI's taxonomy places the organism in Eukaryota, Metazoa, Nematoda, Chromadorea, Rhabditida, Rhabditidae. The transcript has 2 exons. The coding region runs from base 211 to 561 and encodes 116 amino acids.